Fomitiporia mediterranea MF3/22 is the source of this 3296-nucleotide messenger RNA. RefSeq names its product FTHFS-domain-containing protein. Gene Ontology annotation, biological process: tetrahydrofolate interconversion. Gene Ontology annotation, molecular function: methenyltetrahydrofolate cyclohydrolase activity; formate-tetrahydrofolate ligase activity; methylenetetrahydrofolate dehydrogenase (NADP+) activity. The coding region runs from base 66 to 2906 and encodes 946 amino acids. NCBI's taxonomy places the organism in Eukaryota, Fungi, Basidiomycota, Agaricomycetes, Hymenochaetales, Hymenochaetaceae. Gene Ontology annotation, cellular component: cytosol. The record is from RefSeq and is a predicted model, not a curated record. The transcript is spliced from 10 exons.
CGCCGCUCAUCGUGGGCCUUCAUCCUCGUCUCCUCUUUGCCACUAGGCUGCUGUUCUUGCGCACGAUGGCCUCUUCUGCGUCAUCGGCGAAGAUAAUCGACGGUACUGCGCUCGCAAAAUCGAUACGAAAUGACGUUGCACAGAAAAUCGCAGCGCUAAAGGCAGUCCACCCGCACUUCGCACCGCAGCUCGCGAUCAUCCAGGCUGGUGCACGCCCGGACUCGAGCACGUAUGUGCGUAUGAAGGCCAAAGCGGCCGCAGAAGUCGGUAUCGCAUUCAAGCACGUCGCUUUACCGGCAGAAGCCUCCGCAGACCAGGUCGUCAAUCACGUCCAUAAACUCAACGAGGACGAGGGAGUCAGCGGAAUCCUGGUGCAGCUUCCGCUUGGGGAACACGUUGGCGUUGAGGGCGAGAGGAAGGUCACGGAAGCCGUCAGUCCAGAGAAGGAUGUCGAUGGGUUUCAUGCCUAUAAUAUCGGGCACUUAGCAUCACGCGCCUCAGAUCCGCUGUUCUUGCCAUGCACUCCUUCCGGCUGUAUCGCACUUCUUGAGAGUACAGGUGUCCAGAUCGCGGGUUCUCAUGCCGUUGUUCUCGGGCGCAGCGAUAUUGUUGGCAAUCCUGUCGCGGCGAUGCUUCGUAAACGGGAUGCAACCGUUACACAAUGCCAUAGCCGGACAAAAAACUUGCCUGAGAUCCUCAAAACUGCUGACAUUGUCGUAGCCGCUAUCGGCAAGCCCGAGUUUGUGAAGGGUGAAUGGCUCAAACCGGGUUGUGUGGUCAUCGAUGUUGGGAUCAACUACAUUCCGGAUGCCACGAAGAAAUCUGGUCAACGCCUCGUCGGCGAUGUUGACUUCACCUCUGCCUCCUCCGUCGCAUCACAUAUCACUCCAGUCCCUGGCGGAGUCGGUCCAACGACCGUCGCCAUGCUCAUGGCCAAUACUCUUGCCUCUGCUGAACGUCUCUUCGCUGCAUCACGCGAACGACGCGUCACUCCACUUCCUCUCACUGUUCUCGAGAAGGUGCCAAGCGACAUCGAGAUCGCAAUGGCGCAGACGCCGAAGCCUAUCACGACUCUAGCGACAGAAUUAAGUCUACGCGCAGACGAGCUCGAGAGUUACGGAAAAUAUAAGGCGAAGGUCGACCUGAGUGUUCUUGAGAGACUGGCCCACCGUAAAGAUGGGAAAUAUAUCGUUAUUUCUGGUAUUACACCAACUCCACUUGGUGAGGGCAAAUCGACGACAACAAUUGGGCUUGCUCAGGCUAUUGGAGCGCAUCUUGGACGUCCGGCUUUCACAUGCGUUCGUCAACCAAGUCAGGGACCGACUUUUGGUAUUAAGGGCGGUGCGGCUGGAGGAGGAUACAGCCAGGUCAUCCCAAUGGAUGAGUUCAACUUGCACCUCACUGGUGACAUUCAUGCCGUUACUGCAGCAAAUAAUCUGCUCGCUGCUGCCUUGGAUGCUCGCAUGUUCCAUGAAGCUACUCAAACUGACAAGGCUUUGUACAACCGUCUUGUUCCGACAAUCAAAGGAAAACGCGAAUUCGCCCCACUUAUGCUCAAGCGUCUCCAAAAACUCGGAAUCGACAAGACGGAUCCUAACAGCCUGACACCAGAAGAGAUCACGCGCUUCGCGCGGCUUGACGUCGACCCAGAGACUAUCACAUGGAACCGUGUACUCGACACGAACGAUCGCUUCCUGCGUAAGAUCACCAUUGGGCGAAACCCGACGGAGCAAGGUCAUGAACGGGAGACAGGAUUCGACAUCGCGGUUGCGAGCGAGUGUAUGGCAGUUCUCGCGUUGACGACUAGUCUAUCGGACAUGCGCGAACGGUUGGGUACAAUGGUCGUUGCGACGAGUAAACACGGUGACGCGAUUACAGCAGACGACGUUGGUGUUGGAGGUGCACUAGCAGUUCUUAUGAAGGAUGCUAUCAAGCCAAACCUGAUGCAAACUCUCGAGGGUACUCCGGUAUUUGUACAUGCAGGACCCUUCGCGAACAUCGCACACGGCAAUUCCUCUAUCCUCGCGGACCGUGUUGCACUCAAGCUCGCUGGUACAGAGGACGGUGACGAUUCCUCUCGUGUUGGGUUCGUACUCACCGAAGGUGGUUUCGGUGCGGAUAUGGGUAUGGAGAAGUUCUGCAACAUCAAGUGUCGCGUGAGUGGACUUACACCCGACGCAACUGUCAUCGUCGCCACAACGCGUGCGCUCAAGAUGCAUGGAGGCGGACCGGAGGUCACACCUGGUAAACCGUUGCAUGAAACGUAUACGUCGGAGAACUUGGAGAUUUUGCGUGAAGGGUGUAAGAACCUCGCAAAGCAUAUCGUGAACUCGAAGAAGUUUGGUAUCAAGGUUGUCAUUGGUAUCAACAAAUUCGCGUCGGACACCCCCGCAGAACUCGAGCUCAUACGUCAAGAAGCGUUAGCAGCUGGUGCGGACGCCGCAGUAGUAUCAGACCACUGGGCACGUGGAGGUGCGGGUGCGGUUGACCUUGCUAAGGCCGUCGUUGCCGCUUGUGAAGGCGAAUCGCAUUUCAAGUUCCUGUAUGAUCUUGACAAGCCCAUCGCGGAGAAGAUCGAAAUCAUCUCGAAAGAAAUUUAUGGUGCCGAUGGUAUUCAGCUAAGCGAGCUUGCGCAGAAGCAGGUCGAGACGUAUACUAAGCAAGGCUAUGGGAACCUUCCCAUUUGCAUGGCGAAGACACAGUAUUCGUUCUCACACGACCCGAAGCUCAAGGGUGUUCCGACAGGUUUCACUAUCCCUAUCCGCUCUGUACGCUUGUCUGCUGGUGCAGGUUUCCUUUACCCAAUCCUCGGUGACAUGCAAACCAUGCCUGGACUCGGCACACGUCCUGGUUUCUGGGAAGUUGGUUUAGAUCCAGAGACUGGGCGUGUCGUUGGACUUUUCUAAAUUCUUCGUAUAAGGUCAACGCCCCACUGCCCCUCCCCUUGAUCUAACGUUGCACCGAGCAUUGUUCUCAACAACAUCUGGCAUUAUUACUUCAACAGUUAUAGAGAGCACUCCAUUAUUCCAACCAUCGCCCAUAGAGGUUUCCGAUCUGGAUUGGACUUAUAGUCAUACGUCUAGAUGAGGGCCUUGUAGAUGCGUUUUCUAGACUGCAACUCUACUUGCAGCACUAAUCGUUCUUGCUGUAUCGUUUUCUUCAUCGUUCAACCGGUAUUUUAGUACUACUUAAGUACGUUCUUUCGGUGUAACUUAGAAUAUUUUCUUGUUUUCUCUCUGUUUCUGUAUGUAGGUUAAAGUGAACAAAAGAAUAAAUAGGAUAAAAGUAGAAAACGU